CGUAUUAAGUACUUAUUAAGUACAUAUUUUUCUGAAUUUUGAAACCAGUUGUUGGGCAGUUGUUGGAGAUCAUCAUGCAAAUAUAUCAUGCAAUCUAUAUUUUUAUUUUUUUGGCUUCCCCAAAGGACAUAUUCACCCAUGUAUCCUUCACAAAUUUAAAAUGUGGCUCUUUGGAUAGACGAUUCACCGAAUUUCAAAGGUGCUACAUUAAGGCGUUCAAUCGAUCUCACAAAUAUAUCGAUGUCCACGCCAGGUUGCUACAAAUUCCAGUAAAAGAUGUCUCGAUUAAUUUAAAACUAAUGCGCUAUGACCAUGGCUAUAAGCCAUUUUUUAUAAAUGUGACCUUUGACGCGUGCAAAUUUCUCAAAAAUCAAAAACAUUCGAUCGUAAAACUCUUCUACAACGCUUUCAAGGAUAGUUCCAAUUUAAACCAUACCUGUCCCUACGAUCAUGAUUUAAAACUGGACCAUUUUUGGACUGGAAACAUAGAAGCAGAUUUUACGAAAUAUAUUCCACUAAUUAAUGGGGACUAUUCUGUGGAUACGCUAUGGUAUUCCAAUAAUAUCGCUCGUUCUUUUGUGAAUAUAUACCUUAGGUUAUCGUGAAAAUAAAACUAAUAUGAAUCAGAUUUUGGUCUAAUUAUAUGUUGCCUU
Drosophila ananassae is the source of this 653-nucleotide messenger RNA. RefSeq lists its product as uncharacterized. Bases 75 to 605 code for a protein of 176 amino acids. The record is from RefSeq and is a predicted model, not a curated record. Lineage: Eukaryota; Metazoa; Arthropoda; Insecta; Diptera; Drosophilidae. The transcript is spliced from 4 exons.